Sceloporus undulatus (fence lizard) is the source of this 1570-nucleotide messenger RNA. Its product is annotated as tubulin alpha-3 chain. Lineage: Eukaryota; Metazoa; Chordata; Lepidosauria; Squamata; Phrynosomatidae. The record is from RefSeq and is a predicted model, not a curated record. Bases 125 to 1477 code for a protein of 450 amino acids. Gene Ontology annotation, cellular component: microtubule; cytoplasm. Gene Ontology annotation, biological process: microtubule cytoskeleton organization; mitotic cell cycle. The transcript is spliced from 5 exons. Gene Ontology annotation, molecular function: GTP binding; structural constituent of cytoskeleton.
GGGGCGGGGCGCGAGGCAGGCAGUUGCUCUUUUCAGUCUCUAACGGUCGGUUAGUCGACGCCAGUCCUCAAUUAGAGUCGGACGCUGAGGGCGCGAGCAGGGAGUAGCCGAUAGCCGAGGCACCAUGCGUGAAUGUAUCUCUAUCCAUGUUGGACAGGCUGGAGUUCAGAUUGGUAAUGCUUGUUGGGAAUUGUAUUGUCUUGAACAUGGAAUCCAACCUGAUGGUCAGAUGCCGAGUGACAAAACCAUAGGAGGUGGUGAUGAUUCCUUUAACACAUUUUUUAGUGAAACGGGAGCUGGUAAACAUGUGCCCAGGGCUGUCUUUGUGGACCUUGAACCAACUGUGGUUGAUGAGGUGCGUACAGGCACUUAUAGGCAGUUGUUCCAUCCUGAGCAACUUAUUACUGGAAAAGAAGAUGCUGCUAACAAUUACGCUAGAGGCCAUUAUACCAUAGGAAAAGAGAUUGUUGAUCUAGUGCUGGAUCGCAUUCGCAAGUUGGCUGAUCUGUGCACAGGUCUCCAGGGUUUUCUCAUUUUUCAUAGUUUUGGAGGAGGUACUGGCUCUGGUUUUGCAUCUCUGCUCAUGGAAAGACUCUCGGUUGACUACGGCAAAAAGUCCAAGUUGGAGUUUGCAAUUUACCCAGCCCCACAAGUGUCUACUGCUGUAGUAGAGCCUUAUAAUUCUAUCCUCACUACACACACGACACUGGAGCAUUCUGACUGUGCAUUCAUGGUAGAUAAUGAAGCCAUUUAUGAUAUUUGUCGACGUAAUCUUGAUAUUGAACGUCCUACUUACACAAACCUAAACCGCCUCAUUGGCCAGAUUGUUUCAUCCAUCACAGCUUCACUUCGUUUUGAUGGGGCUCUCAAUGUAGAUCUGACCGAAUUUCAGACAAAUCUUGUCCCAUAUCCACGAAUCCAUUUCCCUCUGGCAACCUAUGCACCCGUCAUUUCAGCUGAAAAGGCAUACCAUGAGCAGUUGUCUGUGGCUGAAAUUACUAAUGCCUGUUUUGAGCCAGCCAAUCAGAUGGUAAAGUGUGACCCUCGCCAUGGUAAAUACAUGGCCUGUUGUAUGCUGUACAGAGGUGAUGUUGUCCCAAAAGAUGUCAAUGCAGCUAUUGCAACUAUCAAGACAAAGCGUACCAUUCAGUUUGUGGAUUGGUGCCCAACUGGAUUCAAGGUAGGCAUAAAUUACCAACCACCCACUGUAGUACCAGGAGGGGAUUUGGCCAAGGUGCAGCGUGCUGUUUGUAUGUUGAGUAAUACAACUGCCAUUGCAGAAGCUUGGGCUCGUCUUGACCAUAAGUUUGAUCUGAUGUAUGCUAAGCGAGCAUUUGUGCAUUGGUAUGUUGGGGAAGGAAUGGAAGAAGGAGAAUUUUCAGAAGCUCGUGAGGAUCUAGCUGCCCUUGAGAAAGACUAUGAAGAAGUGGGUGUUGAUUCUGUGGAAGCUGAGGCUGAAGAAGGAGAAGAGUAUUAAAAGAAACCCAGUAAUAUUGAAUGAUCAACAUUUAAGAGUAAUUUCAUAUUGUGGUUCUCUUGUUCAGUUUCAAAUAAAAAUCUAAAUGUUUUA